This is a messenger RNA of Ananas comosus (pineapple), 3162 nucleotides long. RefSeq names its product probable pre-mRNA-splicing factor ATP-dependent RNA helicase DEAH3. Gene Ontology annotation, molecular function: RNA binding; RNA helicase activity; ATP hydrolysis activity. The transcript is spliced from 8 exons. NCBI's taxonomy places the organism in Eukaryota, Viridiplantae, Streptophyta, Magnoliopsida, Poales, Bromeliaceae. The coding region runs from base 389 to 2518 and encodes 709 amino acids. Gene Ontology annotation, cellular component: intracellular anatomical structure. The record is from RefSeq and is a predicted model, not a curated record.
AUCUGCAUUUUAAUUGGUCCAUUUUGGCUGUACGGUGUAAGUCGGUCUAUAGACCAGGUCCAGAAAAUAGUAUAUAUUCUUCCCCUGCAAUCGGGGGGAGAGCGCCGUCGCGGGAAGCGUACUCAUAGAGCCAUAGGUUCGAUCUUCACGACUCCUGUGCUCUCUCAACCCCGCUAUCGUCUUCUUCGAUCCCAAACCCUUCCCGAAUCUUGGGUUUCUCUCGAAACCCUUCUUCUCCGAAACCCUAAGUCCACUCCUUCGCCCUUGCUCGCGGGAUUGCCGAGAAACCAUCUCUCCUCCGUCGUUUGAAUCCGCCAUUUCUUCUCCGAUCGGGGGCGUCGCCCUCCGCGGCCUCUAGGGUUUCGGAUUCAGCCGAAGAAGCUACCGCAUGUCGUCGGACGAUGCCUCCGCCACCCCGCCGAGCGCUGGCGAGCCCAAUGGCUCCUCCUCCGCCGCCGCCGCCGCCGCCGCCGCCUCGCCGGAGACCAAGAACAGGUGGACGGGGCGGCCGUACUCGCCGCGUUACUUUGAGAUCCUGGAGAAGAGGAGAACGCUCCCGGUGUGGCAGCAGAAGGAAGAGUUACUGGAAACCCUAAAGGCGAAUCAAAUCCUCAUCCUGGUUGGAGAAACCGGAAGCGGUAAGACCACUCAGAUUCCCCAAUUUGUACUUGAAGCCAAUGAGUUUGCAGGCAAGCGUCCAAUGGUUGCUUGCACCCAACCUCGCAGAGUUGCUGCGAUGUCUGUUUCUCGCCGAGUUGCAGAGGAGAUGAAUGUAACAAUUGGGGAAGAAGUGGGUUACAGCAUUCGCUUCGAAGAUUGCAGUAGCCAUAAAACUAUUCUUAAGUAUUUAACUGAUGGAAUGCUUUUGAGAGAAGCUUUGGCCGAUCCACUUCUGGAGAGAUAUAAGGUGAUAAUUCUUGAUGAGGCUCAUGAGCGAACCUUGGCAACAGAUGUUCUAUUUGGGCUUCUCAAGGAAGUAUUGAAAAACAGACCUGAUCUGAAGAUUAUCAUAAUGAGUGCAACACUCGAGGCCGAGAAAUUUCAAGGCUACUUCAGUGGUGCACCACUAAUGAGAGUACCGGGGCGGCUCUAUCCAGUAGAGAUUUUCUACACACAGAAGCCUGAAAAAGAUUAUGUUGUAGCGGCCAUCCGAACCGUUGUGCAAAUUCUCAUUUCUGAACCCCCUGGUGAUAUUCUGGUAUUCCUCACAGGAGAGGAGGAGAUUGAAGAUGCAUGUCGAAAAAUCACGAAGGAAAUAAAAAAUUUAGGCGGCCAAGUUGGCCCUGUUAAAGUUCUGCCACUAUAUUCAACAUUACCUCCUUUGAUGCAGCAGAAAAUUUUUGAUCCUGUUCCUGGAAGGAAAAUUGUUGUGUCCACCAACAUUGCAGAAACAUCCCUAACUAUCGAUGGAAUCGUCUAUGUUAUUGAUCCUGGAUUCUCAAAACAAAAAAUAUAUAACCCACGGGUCCGUGUAGAGUCUUUGCUAGUCUCUCCAAUUUCAAAGGCGAGCGCGCACCAAAGAUCUGGCCGUGCUGGGAGGACAAGAGCAGGGAAGUGCUUCCGGCUUUAUACUGAGAAAAGUUUUCAUACUGAUCUAGUACCACAGACAUACCCAGAAAUUCUACGAUCCAAUCUUGCAAAUACUAUUUUGACCUUAAAGAAGCUUGGAAUUGAUGAUUUAGUCCAUUUUGACUUCAUGGACCCUCCUGCACCGGAGACUCUGAUGCGGGCAUUAGAGGUUUUGAACUACCUGGGUGCACUGGAUGAUGAAUGUAAUUUGACCCAGUUAGGUGAAAUCAUGAGCGAGUUCCCUUUGGAUCCUCAACUGGCAAAGAUGCUUGUUGUCAGUCCACAAUUCAAUUGUUCUAAUGAGAUAUUAACGAUUACAGCCAUGCUUUCAGUACCCAAUUGCUUUCUACGGCCUAGGGAGGCUCAGAAAGCUGCGGAUGAAGCAAAAGCUCAGUUCAGCCACAUCGACGGGGACCACCUCACACUUUUGAAUGUGUAUCAUGCCUACAAGCAAAACAAUGCAGAUCCUUCAUGGUGUUAUGAGAAUUUUAUCAACCACAGAGUGCUGAAAGCUGCCGACAAUGUGAGAGAACAGCUCACGCGUAUCAUGGCUAGAUUCAAUCUCAAGCUGUGCAGCACGAGGUUAAACAACCGUGAGUAUUGCGUGAACAUUAGGAAGGCUUUGCUUGCUGGAUAUUUUAUGCAGGUAGCUCACCGCGAGGGGGCUGGGCACUAUUUGACAGUGAAAGACAACCAGAUGGUUCAUCUUCAUCCUUCAACCUGCCUCAGUUAUAUGCCUGAGUGGGUUGUCUACAACGAGUACGUCUUAACCAGUAAAGAUUACAUCCGCACUGUUACAGAUGUCCGAGGAGAGUGGCUAAUUAACAUAGCUCCACACUACUACGACCUCAGCAAUUUCCCCUCGUGCGAGGCCAAGUGCGUCUUGGAGAGGCUGUACAAAAGUAAGGAGGGGAACAACCGGACCGGAAGGUUUUUCACUGGUAAGUGAAUGAGGAAACAUUAUGGAUGCUUACUGUUUGUUGUGCAAUAGUUGGGGUUUAAGAAGCCGUAUCACAUUUUGGGUGGAGGGUAUACGAAGCAGACCCAGAAAUUGUACUAUGUUGAAUAGAGUCUUUUGCGGAGGGGAAUGCUUCCAUUUUUUGUACUUUUCACUAAAUCUGCUACCUGCUAUCUGAUGUGAAAAGUAUAAAGGGUGAAGUGUAUAACCUCUCUGUUUCUUUGUGUGCAAUAAGGCCUUCUUAAAUCUAAAAUGAUAAAUGUGGUCUAUAACCUCUAGGAAUGUGAAGUUAAACUGGAAGGGUGGUUGUCAGAUGCGGCAAUGGAUGAGGUCCAUGUAAUAAGUUGUCCUCUUAUUGCUUGCAUUAAAGAAUUUUUGUCGAUGUGUAGCAUUGUAAUUUAAAAUCAUUUAAGAGAAGAAAUGUGUAGAUUCUAUGGAACUCGUCAGGGGAGGAGAUACUGGACCUGGUGCGCUGGUGUUUGGCUAGUGCAAUAUUGAAGUUUCUGUAAACGUUUUCGCAAGAUACGGGGAAAGGUGAAAAAUGUAUAUCUUUACAAGGUAGGGGUAAAUAGUAAAAAAUGUCUGGUGACCUUAAAGCAGGUCUUUUGGAAAUAAAUAUUCCGAAAUUACAGUUA